AUGGCUGAAGUACACACGCCCUUCUUAAAGAAACUGUUGUCUUUAUUCAAUGGCUUCGUGGCUGUGUCUGGCAUGGUCCUCACCGGACUGGCUCUUGGGGUCACGUAUGGAGAGGCCACACUGACAAAGGUCCUUGGGAUGUCCUCUGCCUACCUCUUUCACUUUGGUUAUCUGAGCCUGGGAAUGGGAUGCAUCACCAGAGUGCUCAGCCGGGGGUGGUAUGGAAUGACGAUGAAAAACAGAGGCAUGCUCCUGACUUGUUUCCUGCUCCUGGUUAUCAUUGUCAUCCUGGAAGUGGUGAUGGCCUCCGUGGUGCUUGUAUUCUUCCCACUUGGGCCACGGGACAGAAAGCCCACCCUUGUGACGACCGGCCACACCUACCCCAGGGGCUGUUGUAAAUCCGUAGGUACUGCGAACUGUGACGGGUACAAUGUGUCCUCGGAUGUCAUCUACCAGGAGAAAACAGGCUUUCGGGAAGAUGCCAGGGAAGCAAGGGUAAAAACUGCAGACCUGCCCAUAUCUUUGGCUAGCAGUCAGUUCACGAGCAGGUUCAAGGCCAAGCUGGUGGACCUGAGCUAG
Molecule: messenger RNA, 579 nt
Organism: Peromyscus eremicus (cactus mouse)
Lineage: Eukaryota; Metazoa; Chordata; Mammalia; Rodentia; Cricetidae
Gene: Tspan16
Product: tetraspanin 16
Cellular component (GO): membrane
Source: RefSeq, a predicted model, not a curated record